CGGCCGCGAAAGGGUGCGGGAGACGCGGAGCCGGAGGAGGAGGCGCAGCCGCUGCCCGAGCCGCAGCCGCAGCCGCAGCCGGAGCCCGAGCCGCGGGGCGGGCGCGAAGAUGCACACGACCCAGAAGGACACGACGUACACCAAAAUCUUCGUCGGGGGGCUGCCCUACCACACCACCGACGCCAGCCUGCGCAAGUACUUCGAGGUCUUCGGCGAGAUCGAGGAGGCGGUGGUCAUCACCGACCGGCAGACGGGCAAGUCCCGGGGCUAUGGAUUUGUCACCAUGGCUGACCGGGCUGCUGCGGAAAGGGCCUGCAAGGAUCCCAACCCCAUCAUUGAUGGCAGGAAGGCCAACGUGAAUCUGGCAUACUUGGGAGCAAAACCAAGGAUCAUGCAACCAGGUUUUGCCUUUGGUGUUCAACAGCUUCAUCCAGCCCUUAUACAAAGACCUUUCGGGAUACCUGCCCACUAUGUCUAUCCGCAGGCUUUUGUGCAGCCUGGAGUGGUCAUUCCUCAUGUCCAGCCGACGGCAGCUGCCGCCUCUACCACACCUUACAUUGAUUACACUGGAGCUGCGUACGCACAAUACUCAGCGGCAGCUGCCGCCGCCGCCGCCGCCGCUGCCUACGACCAGUACCCCUACGCAGCCUCUCCAGCUGCUGCGGGAUACGUCACCGCUGGGGGCUACGGCUACGCGGUGCAGCAGCCAAUCACCGCGGCCGCACCUGGGACAGCUGCGGCCGCCGCCGCCGCAGCUGCCGCCGCCGCCGCGUUUGGCCAGUAUCAGCCUCAGCAGCUGCAAACAGACCGAAUGCAAUAGACCAGCCAUCUGAUCAAAGUUGAAUUGUUUUCUCUUUCCCUCCCAAUUUCCCAAUUUUUAGUAGCUAAUAGAGUUAACAUUGACUUAACAGCUUUAAAAAAAAAAAAACAGCUAUGCUAUUGUGAAGCAGAAUUAUUAUUUUUUUUUAAUACUCCAGUAGUGUUCGAGAUGAGAAGGAGGUGAGAUUGAGGGGAGUGGGCGCAGUUUUGGAAAUCAAUCCCAAAGAGGCUGAGUAAAUGAAAGGCCACUACGAAAUGAUGGCAGGAGUAACGAAGGAACUUCACUUUUAUAGGGGGAUUUUUAUUUUUGCUCUUUUUAUAGUAUCAGGGAAGCAAACUGCCUUUUACAAGUUAGAAAAUGCUAUUUGAAUCUAGUUGAACCAGGGAAUACAGAGUGAGCAAUAUGUAGCUUGAAUUACAUUUAAAAGCAGAUUUUUUUAAAACAAAAUGGUGAAAGCACUGAUUGUCAUUUUUAGCAGUCACUAUGGCCUAUAGAACUUUUUCAAGUAAGAAGGUAAUGUUCUUACUCUCUCAAAAACGGGCAUCGAACAAUCAAUCUAGGAGCGUGGCAGUGGGUAAAAUGGCGGACAGGCACCAAAGCUAUUUUCUCAUCUAUCCUGUGGAUGAGUGGGACUGUGGAGCAAGUGAUGUGGAAUUAAUGGGUGCAACAGCUGUACAGACAAUCAAUAACACACAGUUCUGGAAAGAACACAUCACUUGUGCUUGUUUGAUGAGCUUGUCACAUUCUAAUCCCUCUCCCCAUCCUGUUUCAAUUUUGGGAAACUUGUAUCUGCUGGUGUCAGCAAUUCUGAUUCUGAAAUAGGAUCAGGCCUUUACUACAACAGCCUUCUCUUUCUAUUUAUUGUGUCGACUCGUGGCUGAUGAAUAAAGGCAGGCAAGGUUUGUGGACUCUAAACCCUUAAGAACUGUCUUAAGGACAUUUUUUUUUUCCCUUUUUAAAUAAUUUUACACUUUUUAGUAUCUAUAUCAGAGUCAUAUUUAAAACUAUUUAUUAGUGAAUACAGUACAUGAGACAGCAAGGUUACUGAGAUUACAAUUCUUCAAAGGUUAAUGAUAAUGUGGUUUAUACUGUGCCUUAAUAGUAAUGCUAUUUAAGAUAAUUUAUUUUUAAGUUUUACUAUGCUGCACUCUAAAGAAAGGAACUUUAGAUGUGACACUGUAAAAUUAUGUAUUCAUCUCAUGGCAUAAAUUAUUUAGUAGGUCUAGAUGUAGCAUAUUAAAUAUUAACCUAUUCAACGAAAGAUGUUGACUUGGAUUUAUUUAAAUUCAUAUGUGCACUGUAUAAGAGAGUACUCUUACAUUAACACAUUUUAGUGUAUUUUAGUUUUUAGAUUUUUUUUUUAAACAGGCUAUACUGCUAGUUUCAUGCUUCCUUCUCUGAUUUUUGCUCAUGUAGAUCUCAUUUAUUGGUACUUCAUUAGUUUAACACUAUUACGUAGUUUUUAAAUGCUGCUUUACAUUUUUCUUCUGAAACUGCAAUACUUGCAAUUUUUAUUCUUAAACUAAAUUGAAUACUAUUUUACACUGUAUUGGAUUUUUAUACUUGAACAAUUUCAUACAAGGGAAGACAGGUUAGCAUUUUUAUGGACUUUCUCCAUUAUCACUGGAUUUACUUUAAGUAUGCCCAUACUAGACAGUGUUAUGUAAUGUAGACAUGACUCUCCUGUGCAAAUUAUUUAUUCAUUGUGUAUAUUGCUUUAUUACAUUUCAGAUCUUCUAUUCACUUGUAUUAAAUAUAAUUUUUAAAAA
Ceratotherium simum simum (southern white rhinoceros) is the source of this 2589-nucleotide messenger RNA. RefSeq names its product RNA binding motif protein 24 (gene RBM24). The record is from RefSeq and is a predicted model, not a curated record. Lineage: Eukaryota; Metazoa; Chordata; Mammalia; Perissodactyla; Rhinocerotidae. Gene Ontology annotation, cellular component: nucleus; cytosol. Gene Ontology annotation, molecular function: mRNA 3'-UTR binding. Gene Ontology annotation, biological process: positive regulation of myotube differentiation; regulation of alternative mRNA splicing, via spliceosome; mRNA stabilization.